Messenger RNA from Teleopsis dalmanni, 437 nucleotides. RefSeq lists its product as uncharacterized. NCBI's taxonomy places the organism in Eukaryota, Metazoa, Arthropoda, Insecta, Diptera, Diopsidae. The transcript has 3 exons. The record is from RefSeq and is a predicted model, not a curated record. The coding region runs from base 51 to 350 and encodes 99 amino acids.
UCAAAAAUCGUGCUGAAAGUAUAUUGUGUGGAAAUAGCCUGUCUGAGAAUAUGCAUUUAAAAAUUGUCAUUUUCAUUUUUGCUUUCAUUGUCCUUGCUUGCAAUGGGCAAAGAAUCACCGACAAGGACUUAUGUAAACGCUUAACACAGCGUUGCAAUGACAGGAGAAGUUGCCAGCCUGGAAACACCUCUGAACGCGGAGUUGAUGAAGUGAACAAGCAUUGCCGUAAUACCAUCGGCACUACCUGGAAGAACAUUACACGUUGUCAAUUGAUGCGUGCACAAUGCGAACUUACUUUAUUGAAAUGUCAGAGGUGGACAUGCAAGAACGUACAGGACGUACUUAAGUAAAUUACUUAAUGUGGAGAAAAAUAAUUGUAUUUAAGAAAUUUUUUACUUCAAUAAAAAAAUUAAUUUUAAUAAACUAAUUAAAAAGUU